GAGGGGGAGGCCUCGGACUUCUCGCUGGCCUGGGAUUCCUCCGUGACAGCAUCAGGAGGCCUAGAAGGAGAGGCCGGGUGUGAUCAGAAAACCAGCCGUGUCCUGGAAGAUAGGAACAGCGUGACAAGUCAAGAGGAGAGAAAUGAGGACGAUGAAGACAUGGAGGAUGAGUCAAUUUACACCUGCGAUCACUGUCAGCAGGACUUCGAGUCUCUGGCAGACCUGACGGACCACCGGGCCCACCACUGUCCUGGAGAUGGUGACGACGACCCGCAACUCUCCUGGGUGGCCUCGUCUCCCUCCAGCAAGGAUGUUGCGUCACCCACGCAGAUGAUCGGGGAUGGGUGUGACCUUGGCCUGGGUGAGGAGGAAGGGGGCACGGGCCUGCCGUACCCGUGCCAGUUCUGCGACAAGUCCUUCAUCCGCCUGAGCUACCUGAAGAGGCACGAACAGAUCCACAGCGAUAAGCUGCCGUUCAAGUGCACCUACUGCAGCCGCCUCUUCAAGCACAAGAGGAGCCGCGACCGGCACAUCAAGCUGCACACGGGCGACAAGAAGUACCACUGCCACGAGUGCGAGGCGGCCUUCUCCCGCAGCGACCACCUCAAGAUCCACCUGAAGACGCACAGCUCCAGCAAGCCUUUCAAGUGCUCCGUGUGCAAGCGCGGCUUCUCCUCCACCAGCUCGCUGCAGAGCCACAUGCAAGCCCACAAGAAGAACAAGGAGCACCUGGCCAAGUCGGAGAAGGAGGCCAAGAAGGACGACUUCAUGUGUGACUACUGCGAGGACACCUUCAGCCAGACCGAGGAGCUGGAGAAGCACGUGCUCGCCCGCCACCCCCAGCUCUCCGAGAAGGCCGACCUGCAGUGCAUCCACUGCCCCGAGGUCUUCGUCGACGAGAACACGCUGCUCGCACACAUCCACCAUGCCCACGCCAACCAGAAACACAAGUGCCCCAUGUGCCCCGAGCAGUUCUCCUCCGUGGAGGGCGUCUACUGCCACCUGGACAGCCACCGGCAGCCCGACUCCAGCAACCACAGCAUCAGCCCCGACCCCGUGCUGGGCAGCGUGGCCUCCAUGAGCAGCGCCACGCCGGACUCCAGCGCCUCCGUGGAGCGUGGCUCCACGCCGGACUCCACCUUGAAGCCGCUGCGGGGCCAGAAGAAGAUGCGGGAGGACGGGCAGGGCUGGUCCAAGGUGGUCUACAGCUGCCCCUACUGCUCCAAGCGGGACUUUAACAGCCUGGCUGUGCUGGAGAUCCACCUGAAGACCAUCCACGCGGACAAGCCGCAGCAGAGCCACACCUGCCAGAUCUGCCUGGACUCCAUGCCCACCCUGUACAACCUCAACGAGCACGUCCGCAAGCUGCACAAGAACCACGCCUACCCCGUGAUGCAGUUCGGCAACAUGUCCGCCUUCCACUGCAACUACUGCCCGGAGAUGUUCGCCGACAUCAACAGCCUGCAGGAGCACAUCCGCGUGUCCCACUGCGGCCCCAACGCCAACCCGCCCGACGGCAGCAACGCCUUCUUCUGCAACCAGUGCUCCAUGGGCUUCCUGACCGAGUCCUCCCUCACCGAGCACAUCCAGCAGGCCCACUGCAGCGUCGGCAGCGCCAAGCUGGAGUCCCCGGUCGUGCAGCCCGCGCAGUCCUUCAUGGAGGUCUACUCCUGCCCCUACUGCACCAACUCGCCCAUCUUCGGCUCCAUCCUGAAGCUCACCAAGCACAUCAAGGAGAACCACAAGAACAUCCCGCUGGCCCACAGCAAGAAGUCCAAGGCGGAGCAGAGCCCGGUCUCCUCCGACGUGGAGGUGUCGUCCCCGAAGCGGCAGCGGCUCUCGGCGAGCGCCAACUCCAUCUCCAACGGCGAGUACCCCUGUAAUCAGUGCGACCUCAAGUUCUCCAACUUCGAGAGCUUCCAGACCCACCUGAAGCUGCACCUGGAGCUGCUGCUGCGGAAGCAGGCGUGCCCCCAGUGCAAAGAGGACUUUGACUCCCAGGAGUCGCUCCUGCAGCACCUGACGGUGCAUUACAUGACCACGUCGACCCACUACGUGUGCGAGAGCUGCGACAAGCAGUUCUCCUCGGUGGACGACCUGCAGAAGCACCUGCUGGACAUGCACACCUUCGUACUCUACCACUGCACGCUGUGUCAGGAGGUCUUCGACUCCAAGGUGUCCAUCCAGGUGCACCUGGCGGUGAAGCACAGCAACGAGAAGAAGAUGUACCGCUGCACGGCCUGCAACUGGGACUUCCGCAAGGAGGCCGACCUGCAGGUGCACGUCAAGCACAGCCACCUGGGCAACCCGGCCAAGGCCCACAAGUGCAUCUUCUGCGGGGAGACCUUCAGCACCGAGGUGGAGCUGCAGUGCCACAUCACCACGCACAGCAAGAAGUACAACUGCAAGUUCUGCAGCAAGGCCUUCCACGCCAUCAUCCUGCUGGAGAAGCACCUGCGGGAGAAGCACUGCGUGUUCGACGCCGCCGCCGAGAACGGCACAGCCAACGGGGUGCCCUCCGCCGCCGCCAAGAAGGCGGAGCCCGCGGACCUGCAGGGCAUGCUGCUUAAGAACCCCGAGGCUCCCAACAGCCACGAGGCCAGCGAGGACGACGUGGACGCGUCGGAGCCCAUGUACGGCUGCGACAUCUGCGGGGCGGCCUACACCAUGGAGGUGCUGCUGCAGAACCACCGGCUCCGGGACCACAACAUCCGGCCGGGCGAGGACGACGGCUCGCGCAAGAAGGCGGAGUUUAUCAAGGGCAGCCACAAGUGCAACGUGUGCUCGCGGACUUUCUUCUCCGAGAGCGGGCUGCGGGAGCACCUGCAGACGCACCGCGGCCCGGCCAAGCACUACAUGUGCCCCAUCUGCGGCGAGCGCUUCCCCUCGCUGCUGACGCUCACCGAGCACAAGGUGACCCACAGCAAGAGCCUGGACACGGGCACCUGUCGCAUCUGCAAGAUGCCCCUGCAGAGCGAGGAGGAGUUUAUCGAGCACUGCCAGAUGCACCCCGACCUGCGCAACUCGCUCACAGGCUUCCGCUGCGUGGUCUGCAUGCAGACGGUCACCUCCACGCUGGAGCUCAAGAUCCACGGCACCUUCCACAUGCAGAAGCUGGCGGGCAGCUCGGCGGCGUCCUCCCCCAACGGCCAGGGGCUGCAGAAGCUCUACAAAUGCGCCCUGUGCCUCAAAGACUUCCGCAGCAAGCAGGACCUGGUGAAGCUGGACGUCAACGGGCUGCCCUACGGCCUCUGCGCCGGCUGCAUGGCCCGCAGCGCCAACGGACAGGUGGGCGGCCUGGCCCCGCCCGAGCCCGCCGACCGGCCCUGCGCCGGCCUCCGCUGCCCCGAGUGCAGCGUCAAAUUCGAGAGUGCCGAGGACCUGGAGAGCCACAUGCAGGUGGACCACCGUGACCUCACGCCAGAGACCAGUGGGCCCCGGAAAGGUGCCCAGACGUCACCAGUGCCCCGGAAAAAGACGUACCAGUGCAUCAAGUGCCAGAUGACCUUCGAGAAUGAGCGAGAGAUCCAAAUCCACGUUGCCAACCACAUGAUCGAGGAAGGCAUCAACCACGAGUGUAAACUGUGCAACCAGACGUUCGACUCCCCGGCCAAGCUCCUCUGCCACCUCAUCGAGCACAGCUUCGAGGGCAUGGGCGGCACCUUCAAGUGCCCCGUGUGCUUCACAGUCUUCGUCCAGGCCAACAAGCUGCAGCAGCACAUCUUCGCCGUGCACGGACAGGAGGACAAGAUCUACGACUGCUCGCAGUGUCCGCAGAAGUUCUUCUUCCAGACCGAGCUGCAGAACCACACGAUGAGCCAGCACGCACAGUGAGGGACCGCGCGACAGGACACCUCUCCGCAGAAGGCUUGCCGGAGACGCCGUGGGGAGGGCCAUUUGAACAUUACAUCCAAUCAAAGUGUCAUUUGCAACCCAGAUGUAAAACUCUAAUGAUUUGGCCAUGAGGCGCUGCUAUUAUAAGCAGCUGGAAAUGAAUAUUAAUGGCAGAGAUUAAAAGUAUUCCAUGCUCAGUAUUUUUUAUUGUCCUGCUACAGCUAGUGUGCUUUUAGAGUUUCUGCCGCAGACUACAUUUCUAGAGUUAGAGAAACCCGCUUUUUGAGGCUAUUGUCCUUUGUUCCUUCAUGUAUUAUAUUGAUAGUUUUUAAAAAAAGGAUUAGUGUGAUUUUUUUUCCCCUUCGCUUCUUUCUAUUUUUUUUUUUUUCUUCUUGUUUUUCUUUUCCCCCUUCGGUUAACUACUUUUUAAUUGCAAUUCUAGGUAAUUGUGCAUCGUGACGUGAUUGCUCGGCUAUUGUCUGAAUAUUUCCUUUUAAUUUUUUAAUUAAAGACUAAUGCUUUGAUUGGAUUUGCCAGUUCACCGGACAGUGAUUAAAACUAUGUAAUGAAUAUAAUCGGUUUCAGUGCAACUGGAUGGUCUGCUUUUAAAUGUGACUUAAUCUGACUGCAGUAACUAGUACAGUUCAAUAAAGGGGAUCCAUGCGAUUAGCAUCUGGCUGCCUGGUUCUCUCCUCCCCCGCCUGGGGCUGUCAGGGCUUUUGUCGUCACUCAUGAGGUGUGUCCUCUGUGAGUUCCAUGGGAUUGCACGGGCCCCCGGGGACCAGCGCACGGCAGACCCAGCUUCCCUUGGAAAAGACGCGUGGUGACCUAGUGCUCGCUCACAGUCUGGAUGAGCUGGCAGUGGUCACAGAAGUCAGAGCAGAGGGAAUCCUUGACGGUGAAAUAUUCUGGUCUUCUCUUACGGACAUGGGGACUGAGGCCCAAGGGUAAGUGGGCAGCUUUUCCAAGGCCACAGAGAAGGUUGUGGCUCAUGCUUAUCCACUCUGUUUCUCGUUCUUCCCCGUGGAAUGGCUCUCCCGCGUGCUGGAUGCACGGGGCACGUGGUUAACCUCGGCGCACCAGGGCCCCAGGCACUCCCGGAUUCUGGUUGUGGCCAGGGCAUGGGGACAUGGCAGGAGCUGGGGGCCACAGGUUCCCCUCAUCACAGACACCGGCGGGUGCGGCAGUGCAGAGACAUCUGGCCACGUCCGUCCGGGACUCGGGUGGGGCGAGGGAGUCCCCCGGGGCGAAAGGCCCAACGGGUCCCGGUGCACUUGCAGGCCCUGAGGACGGCCCCGGCUCCUGACGCUUCACACUGUCGGUGCCUUGCUUUCCCCGGGUCCUCCUGGCCCUGUUGGUGCCGCAGAGCCCGCCCGGCAGCCCUGGCGUCCCACGGGGCCGGCCUCCCACACCCCCAGCGUGCUGGUGCUCGGCCUACUUGCCAGUCAGGGGCCGGGGCUUCAGACUCGCGCGGGAAAGCCCUUCCUUGUUAACUUUUCACAAGGGGCAAGAAAAUUGGUUAUUACCCUCUGCAGAGCGGAAAUGAAACAGGCAGACAGAUUGCACCUAAUUACAAUGUAAUACGAAGUCACGGGCGCGGAAUUUGGAGCAAUUAUACCCAGCGUCUUCUGGUUCCCAUAUCCAGGGGCUUCUGGUGACCUCUAAGAGUUCCGCUUUCUGCCAUUUCGUGUGACAUUCUCACACGGGUGGGGUGUUCCGUUUUUUCAAAAAGCAUUUCACACCCCAAAAUCAUAGGGUGGGCUCCUGCCAGUGUUGGACAGAGGGAGCAGUUGCCCUACAAGUCUUGCCUCCCAGAAGCCGAAGGCAGUGAACUCUGCCUUUUAGCCCCCCAGAGAUACGGCCGUUUUAGGGGAAGAUCUCAGGGUCGGCAUCAGUGUUCCUCAGAGCAUGGCUGUAACUGGGUUUAGGCCGCCCCGCGUCCAGGCCUGCCCUGGACAGCGCCGAGACUGGGGACAGGACCAGCAUGUCCCAAGCUUCCCAGAUCGCUAUCUCUGGGCCCCCUCCAGCCCAGAUUUAUCCCGAACCCCGUGGAGCCCAGGUGAGUCCUCAGUAAGUACCAAUAGAAGAUUUGAUUUGGCGGUUGGUGGCGUAGGGCUAAAUUAGUCGCUGCCCCCAUUAAAAAUACAGCGGGGGGUUUAAGAGCUUUUCACGCCAUGUGGGAAUCAGCAGCGAAGCUGGCGGAUGCCUUGGGUAAGGAGAGAGGCGGCCUAGGGGACGGCGAGGUAAUGAGGUUUACGGCAUGGCAAGGCAGCCAGGGAACCCCGUCGACCCCCCCUCGCUCGGCCCCAUUGUUCUCGGGCUGGCUCUGCCCCCGCCCCUUCCACUGGGAGCCCCUCGUGACUUCCUGCGGGGAGGGGGUCGUGAGGGGGACGUGAAGGCCCUUACUGGGACUGCAUUUGUCACCGUCAGGCAGUAUUGGGGGUGGGGGUCGUGUGGGGCUAGAAACCUGUGCUUUGAAGACCCCCCCCCCACUUCCUUCCAGUCAAAAAGAUUUGGAGCUGGGAUGGGCUACUUUCCUGCUCAGUUCUAAGGGACCGUGGACAGUCACUAGAAGGCGUAUACAAAAUGAUGCCUCUGGAAGGGCUGAAGGCCGGAAGCGGCAUGCUCAUCGUGAGGCGGACAGUGAAGCCGGGCCUCCCUUGCAGCCGGAGGGUAUGAUGGAGUCAGGACAGGGAAGUGGGGAGUAGCGAGGUGACUCCUGGGAGCCUAAGGCUCAGUGUGGCUGUGUUUUGCCCACACGGUCAGUUUCUAAUGGCUCUGUGGGUAGAAGAAUUUUGCCCAGGCUGAGAAAUGGACCAGACCCCUGGGCCACGGGCCCCUGUCAUUGGGUAUCUGCCUAGAGAUUCCGGAAGCCAGCGACAAGGGUUUUGGUCUCGAUGGAGAAGCUGCCAUAGGAAGAAGCUUCUCAAGUCCCUCCUGGCCGUAGGUGAUGCUC
Pteropus alecto (black flying fox) is the source of this 6790-nucleotide messenger RNA. It is a transcript of the gene ZNF423, whose product is annotated as zinc finger protein 423. The record is from RefSeq and is a predicted model, not a curated record. Lineage: Eukaryota; Metazoa; Chordata; Mammalia; Chiroptera; Pteropodidae. Gene Ontology annotation, biological process: regulation of transcription by RNA polymerase II. The transcript has 7 exons. Gene Ontology annotation, cellular component: nucleus. Gene Ontology annotation, molecular function: RNA polymerase II transcription regulatory region sequence-specific DNA binding; DNA-binding transcription factor activity, RNA polymerase II-specific. Bases 160 to 3834 code for a protein of 1224 amino acids.